AUGAAAUUUACGAUAAUCCAAGACUAUGAAAUUGAAGAAUCUUUGAUUAAAUAUAUCAAAAAGCCGACAAAUAAUGAACUGAUAAUUCCAUUGAUGUUCGGCAAGAAAGAUAAAAACAAGAAAAAGAUGGUUAUAGAGAAACGAGGACCUGUUGAAAGGUCACACAUAGGUUUCUCUUCAACUGGGGAAUUGGAAGUAGAAAAUUUACCAUCGGCUUGGGUUGCCUUUUUUAAAAAGGCGGGGGUUAAAAAGUCUGAUUUGGCAGACAAAGAAACUCGAGACAAAGUCUUCAAGUUGAUGGCGUCUUCUUCUGUUGUGAAUGAUAUGCAAAAAGAAGUUUCAAACAACCCAAAUGCAGCAAAGGCACUUCGAAACACUAUGAAACCACAGAAGAAGAUCCCAGAAGGAAUGACUGUAACCCCUAUCACUCCACAGUUCAUUAAACAACAACAAGACAAAGAGGUCAGCCGAACUAUUCGAACUUCUACAACACCAGGUGUAGCUCCAACACCAAUCAAAGAAACCAAAAUCGAAACUAAACAACAGCCUUCAGUACAUAAAAAACCAGUUGCUCCAUAUCAUAAGUUUAACUCAAAAACUGUCACAAAACAACACACAACAAAUCACACAGCACAGAGAGGGAAGGUUAACAUCCCAUCUGCUUUUGCUGAAGGCGAUAAAAAGGACAGUUACAAACCUAAAACCUUCUAUGAAAAAGUGGAAGAGAAAGAAAAGGAAAAACCAAAGACGUCGAACGUCAACAACAGUUCAAGCGUUGUCAAACCAACUCAAAACAAAAAGUUGUUACCACAAGCCGAGACAAAAACAGCCCCAGUGUAUCAACGACAAAGCGCAAUAUCACAAAACCCGGCGUUCUCUAAAUUUAAUACACAACAAACCACAACAACGACACAACCAAAACGUGUUGUGAAAGAAGACAGUGAUGAUGAUGAGAUGUUCAAACCUACUGUAAUUGGAAAUGAAUGGUCCGAUGAUGAAGAACAGAAGUGUGUUAUUCCAAAGCCAGCAAAGAGUUAUAAAACAUCUCAAAAAAGCCCCGAUAUAAAGAAAGAGGUCAAACCAAAAGUACUUGAAACACCAAAAGAAGUGCAAAAACCUGUUGAAGAAAAGAAAGAAAAGUCGGUGUCCACUCAACAAAAAACACAAGCAAGCCAAAAAAGUGUCCACGAAAAGAAACAAGAAGCUUUUAAUAAAUUUAAUACACCAACACCUUCUAAUAGUUCACAACUGAAACCAAAGACUUAUACAUAUCAAACUAAAACACCUUUAAAGAAGGAAAAUACAGUAACACCUCCACAGAGCACUACUGGCUUUAAAAAACCAUCUCCACCUUCUUCUCAAAAAACUCCACCACAAACAACAGUUAAAACAACUUGUGAGACCGUCACACCUCCACAAACUAAAAGUCCAAGUUUUAAAAGACCAUCGCCACCUCCUCCAAAACAAGACCAAAUCAAAAUUAAUGAAGACAAAGCAAAGGAAGAGAAAUUGAAGCUUGAAAAGGAGAAACUUGAGAAGGAACAACAAGAGAAACGAGAAAAACAAGAGAAAGAAAAACAACAACGCGAGAAAGAAGAGAAGUUAAAAGCAGAGAAAGAAAAGGCGGACAAAGAGAAGGAAGAAAAACUUCGAGCGGACAAAUUGAAAGAACAAAAACAGAAAGAAGAGAAAGCUCGUGCUGACAAAGAACGAGAGAAAAUUGAGAAAGAAAAGGCAUUAAAAGCACAAAAAGAACAAGAAGAACAACAAAAAGCUCAAAAACUGUUGGAACAAGCAGAACAAAAAGAACGCGAAGAAAGAGAUAAAAAUACACAACAAAAGACUGCAGCCGCACUCGCACCACCUUCAUCACUUCCACCACCAAAUGCACCACCCCCUGUUAUCAAAAGUGGUGUUGAAAAUGCCAACGCGGGAAUCUCGUUCACACAGCUCAUCUUUGCGCAGUCCGGCAAUUUGAAUAAGACUGAAAUGAAAGAGAAGCAAGUGCAAGAGGAUGAAGUGGUCUUAGCACUUCGCGGAAUUUUAGAUGAACGCCGAAAGGACAUUGCAACGGAGUAUUCCGAUGACGAAGAUGAUUGGAGUGAUGACGAUUGGUAA
Entamoeba invadens IP1 is the source of this 2118-nucleotide messenger RNA. RefSeq names its product caldesmon, putative. Lineage: Eukaryota; Evosea; Mastigamoebida; Endamoebidae. Bases 1 to 2118 code for a protein of 705 amino acids. Gene Ontology annotation, biological process: actin filament organization. The transcript has a single exon. The record is from RefSeq and is a predicted model, not a curated record.